GUUUCGUGGAAUUCCUUAAUCGAAGCUAGUCUCUUUUGUUACCUGCUGUAAACCUAAUUUGUGUCCCUAUUAAUUUCGUGUCUAAUUUUGCGUGUGUACGUAAUUCAGUAGGGGGCAACAGUAAUGUCGUUUGAUUUGGUGUUGAAGCCGUGUUGUGGCGGCUGUGGAUCGUCUAAGGAUCUUUAUGGAAGCAAUUGCAAGCACUUGACUCUGUGCUUCGCUUGUGGCAAAACCAUGGCCGAGGACGGUGGUAAAUGCUGCGAGUGCGGCGCCACCAUCACUCGCUUGAUUCGGGAAUAUAAAAUCCGGGCAUGUUCCAGCAGCGACAAGAACUUCUUCAUUGGUAGGUUUGCUACGGGUUUACCAAUUAGUAUUUCAAGCAAGCGGAAUGCCCAGAACAAAUGGUCUCUCCUGAAAGAAGGAUUACUAGGUCGCCAACUAACUGAAGCUUUGCGGGAGAAAUACAAGAAUAAACCUUGGCUAUUGGUGAACGAAAUGGGCCAAUCUCAGUACCAUGGUUACCUUGAGGGUGCACCAUCUUCAUCUUUCUACCUGCUAAUGAUGCAGGGGAAGGAGUUUGUUGCUAUUCCUGCAGGUUCUUGGUACAACUUUAACAAAGUUGCACAAUAUAAGCAACUUACCUUGGAGGAAGCUGAAGAGAAAAUGAAAAAUAGAAGAAAAACUGCAGAUGGGUAUCAAAGAUGGAUGAUGAAAGCUGCGAACAAUGGACCUGCGGCAUUUGGUGAAGUAGAAAAGAUUGAUGAUAAGGAACGUGGGGCUAGUUGUGGAAGAGGACGUAAAAAACCUAGAGGGGAUGAUGGUGAAGCUAAUGCUUCAGAUAAUGGAGAAGAUGAUGAAGAGGAACAGGAAGAGGCAGCGAGAAACAUUACAGGUGGUGGGCUCUUCAGAAGAGGCAAUAACGACGACGAAGAAGGUACAAGAGGAGGUGACCUUGAUCUGGAUGAUGACGAUUUUGAGAAGGGUGAUGAUUGGGAGCAUGAAGAGACCUUUACUGAUGAUGAUGAAGCUGUGGGUAAUGAUCCCGAGGAACGAGAAGAUUUAGGUCCAGAGAUUCCUGCCCCUCCAGAAAUUAAACAGGAUGAAGAUGAAACAAAUGAAGAGGAGGGAGGAUUGAGCCAAUCUGGAAAAGAGUUGAAGAAGCUGCUCGGGCGAGCUUGUGGUUCGAAUGUUAUGGUUGUAGAGGGUGACGAUGGCAAUGAUGAUAUAAAUGAUGAUAUUUCACCGGUGUUGGCUCCCAAUAAGAAAGAUGCUCUGAAAGAAGGACCUGCCAAUAACAUCAAGGGAACCCCAACUAUCUCCAAGUCAGCAAAGGGAAACAGAGAACUUAAUCGUGAGGAUGCAAAAGCUAGUGAUGGUGCACCUCCAAAAAAAGUGAAGACAGAAAAUGAGGCGAAAUCUUCGAAAGAUAAACCUUCGUCAUCUUCGAAACAUGCAUCGACUGAUUCAUCUGCUGGACCUGUCACAGAAGAUGAAAUCCGGGCUGUUCUAUUGCAAAAGUCUCCUGUGACUGCUAAGGAUCUUGUCAAUGUGUACUUCAAAGCAAGACUACGAUGUGACAAGGAUAAGGAUGCUUUCAAGGCUAUAUUCAAGAGGAUUUGCAAGAUCGAACAAACAGAUGGGCAGAGCUAUGUAGUUUUGAGCGAAAAAGGCAUGUCCAACAAAGCAGUUUAGUAUGAUAACUUGUUUUAUGUUUCUGCACUCUCCCUCCAAAAGGGAUACAGAGGGGAAAAAAUAGGGGCAAGAAGUGUGCUUUAAGCCCUAUACAUCUGAUAGGUUAAGAUAGGUUAAUUUUCUGACACUGAAUUAGGAUUUAGGACACGGUAUGAACUUGCUGAAUUAGGACACUGAUGCAGUAGUUUGAGCUUUUGAAA
Messenger RNA from Rhododendron vialii, 1892 nucleotides. RefSeq names its product transcription initiation factor IIF subunit alpha-like. Gene Ontology annotation, biological process: transcription initiation at RNA polymerase II promoter; positive regulation of transcription elongation by RNA polymerase II. The transcript is spliced from 9 exons. The record is from RefSeq and is a predicted model, not a curated record. Gene Ontology annotation, cellular component: transcription factor TFIIF complex; nucleus. Lineage: Eukaryota; Viridiplantae; Streptophyta; Magnoliopsida; Ericales; Ericaceae. The coding region runs from base 124 to 1692 and encodes 522 amino acids. Gene Ontology annotation, molecular function: TFIIF-class transcription factor complex binding; DNA binding; RNA polymerase II general transcription initiation factor activity.